GUUAUUGUUAACUUAAUUUAACUAUUUCUGUUUUUACUGUGUGUGUGUGUGUGUGUGUGUGGGCAUGAAGAUCAGACGGGCCAGACAGUCAAACAGUCAAACAGUCUUGACGUAACCCUGAUGGCGAUGGCAAAUGCUUAGUUAAGGUGGAGCUGGAGCUGGACCCGGUUCCGGGGAUGGGGGGAUCUGGAUGUGGAUGUGGAUCGGGUUUGUUGUCUCGGCGAGGUGGUUGACCAUGGUUGUACCUGCUGGCUGCUGGCUGCUGGCUGCUGACUGGCAGGUGGGUUCGGAUGCAGGCAGGGUGCAGGUUGUGCAGUGUACCUCGUACCUAGGUACUAGGUAUGGUAGGUGUGGUACUUUUACUACGGUCUAUCAGUAUGGAGUAACCGGUAGUUUGCAGGUACCGAUUGAUGGCUGUCAAUGUGCUGGUGCUGUAUGCAAGGCAGGCGAGGCAGGCGAGGCAACCACUCGAUAGUUGUGUCCAUGUCCAUGUCCAUGUCCGUCUAUGUCCGUCUAUGUAUCUACAGC
This is a messenger RNA of Aspergillus heteromorphus CBS 117.55, 528 nucleotides long. RefSeq lists its product as uncharacterized. The transcript has a single exon. The record is from RefSeq and is a predicted model, not a curated record. Lineage: Eukaryota; Fungi; Ascomycota; Eurotiomycetes; Eurotiales; Aspergillaceae. The coding region runs from base 191 to 475 and encodes 94 amino acids.